GUAAACAAACUCCACGAAGGUCAUCAUCCAUCGACAAAUCUCACAUCUCGAAUCAAUCUGCCUCCACGGUACUCGAACUCCUCAGGCAACAUGCAGAGCACCACUCCUAUUCCUCCACCACGCCUGCCACCACCGCGUGCGGCUCUUCAAGAUGUCACUGCCAGGGCCAAUCAGUCACCAGUCCCGCUUCCGCCCAUGGGGAAAGCCAUGGGGAAAACUGCGCCUGCAGUGAAGCCAUCCGCCGCUGCUGUCCCUGCGCCGUCAGCUGCUCCCGCCCCACCCGCUUCAAACAGCAGGAAGCGCAAGUCGGAUGCUUCGUCGUCUUCGUCCGAGGAGGCCAUCGCUGCCUACAAGCAGGAUCUUGAUCACAUCCAGGUGGAUCACAUGGCCGUCGACCGCGACUGCACCUACGUCAGGAACAUGAUCCAGAAGGUCCUCGACCGGGGCAUCUUCAAAAAGGGCGAGUUCUGCAACACCAUCGGGAGCAGCCCCAACUCCGUCAACAGGUUCCUGGCCCAGACUGGCAGGGACGGCGGCUCCGGGAGUGAUGUGUAUUGGAACGCUUGGGCUUGGUUCAAGAAGCGGGAGCUCGCCGGCCUGUCCGUGCCGGCUGCCUCUGCUACGACGCAGAAGAAGGCCAAGACAGCCCAGGCCCGCCUCUCAAACGCGAACGCGGACCUCGGCAGCAUCCACCUCGACGGCGAGGAGACGGACUCGGUCCCCGUCUUCGAGACGUGCGACGUCGUCCGGAGGAAGAUCACGGCACACCUCAAGACCCCUGGCCUCACCCAGGCCCAGUUCUGCCGCGACCUCCACGCGCAGCUCCACGCCCCUGGCUGCAAGUCCAUCCAGUCCAAGAUGCUGGCCGACUUCAGGAAGAAGAAGGGCCCCAUGGCUGGCUGCACCAGCUCCGUGUACUAUGCCGCUUAUGUCUACUUCGAGAAGCGCAGGCUGGCCGAGGGCAAGCCGAAGAGCAAGCACAGGCUUGAGAUGGAGGCCAUCUACCCCGGGGGUGCUGAGCGUGAGAGAGAUCCCAGUCAUCAACGGGUCUGGUGCCAUAAGGAUGAGGUAGUGAGUCAGGACGAGUACGGUCGUUUGUCAUUUACGAGGGUUCGAUGAUUUAUGCCAUCAAGACUCCUGAUGAGCCGACAGGUAUUUGCUCGCCGAGAUUGCUCGCCGAGUCUGGGCAAUAAUUGGCAAAAUUUGUUCGUCUGUGACGCCACGACAUGCCUUGUAUGAAAUAUCGCGAAGGUUGAUGCUUUUCAACAUACGCUUGAUUGCAAAUUCCAAAUCAUCUGAGCUUGCGGGACCGGGACCACAUCAACGAAGGCCUUGGGCUAUUUCUGAUGGCCCUCGAAGAACUGUAUGUACUAAGUGUGCUCACUCUUUAAUUCAAUCAAUUGAUCAUG
Messenger RNA from Diaporthe batatas, 1409 nucleotides. RefSeq lists its product as uncharacterized. Lineage: Eukaryota; Fungi; Ascomycota; Sordariomycetes; Diaporthales; Diaporthaceae. The record is from RefSeq and is a predicted model, not a curated record. The coding region runs from base 91 to 1119 and encodes 342 amino acids. The transcript is spliced from 4 exons.